CGAAGGAGCAAAAAAAGAGGCAAGUCUUAGAGAGGUAGAGAUGGAGUCUGUACUUCUCCCGCGCUUCCACACCCUAAGCUGCUUGUCCUCGGAUGAGUAUAUAUCAUGGUCUCCUGACCUCUGUUCAACUUUUUCCCAGGAGCUUAUUCCAUCCCACUCAUCAUCCCAGUUUUCUUAGAUAAAACAACCAAACCAACCUUUUUUUUUUCGCCUCGUUUUCUUUUUUGUUUCCUUCGAUUCUUUUAUAUACCGCCGGCCCGGUUUUUAUCUACUGUUACCUUUUAUCAAACCUCUUUUUUUUCGUUUCAUUCAAGCUUUCCUCAUCCCAAAACGACAACAGAAAACAAAACAGUCAAAAUGAAGUUGAUCAGCAUCGUCCUCCUCGCCAUUGCCGGCACCACCGCUGCACAGCCCGACAUGUCUGAUAUGUCCGGCAUGGAUAUGUCCGGCGGCAUGGGCGGCGGCGGCAUGGGCGGCGACAAGAAGGACGGCAAGGGGGGCAUCAUGGCCACGUGCAACAAGAUGUUCAAGCUUGAGGGCCUUGAGAAGAUCGCCGCCAACGAGACGCUCCUGAACAAGAUCACCAGGAACAAUGCGACCAGGGCCGACGCCAUCAAGGACAAGGCCAAGAAGGCCGAGACCGAGCUCAAGACUUACCAGAGCAACUCGACCCUGGUGACCGAGUGCGGCAAGAUCGCCGCCGAACGCAUGGAGAAGCAGCAGUGCAAUGAGAUGCACCGCCUGGAGCAACUGGAGAAGAUCGCUGGCAACGACACCCUUCUGAACGAGGUGACCAAGAACAACGCCACCAGGGCCGACGAUCUCAAGAAGAAGGCCGAGGAGCGCAAGGCCACCCUUGAGACCCUGCAGAAGAACACCACCCUGACCGCCUUCUGCGCCGGGGAGACGGACAAGAUGACCUGCAUCCAGAUGAAGGGUAUGGAGAUGAUGGUCUCAAAAGCCAGCAACCAGACCUUCCUCGAUGCCAAGUUCAAGAACAACCAGACCAAGAUCGAUGACUUCAAGAAGAAGGCUACCAAGAUCGACGAGAAGCUCAAGUCCCUCCAGUCCAACUCGACCCUCAUGGACGUUUGCAACAAGAUGAAGGACUCCAAGGGAAGCGAUGGCACCACCAACGGCGGCCGCACCAGCAGCCCCUCCAACGGAGGUGCCUCCAUCCAGCCCUUCGGUGUUUCCACCUCAAUCGUGGCUCUGUUCGCCGCCGGUCUUCUCCUCUUGUAAAGCAGAUGAUGACAACAACCACAGGAACGGGUAUGGCUUAUUUGCGGAUAUGGGACUGGAUGUUGUUGAGUGGGUCUUUUGGAGGGCACACACAAAAGAGGGGCCCCUCUAUACUCUUAUCGGGAUAGCUUUGUUGUCUUUUUUGUUGUAGAUACACGUUUUGGGAUGUGAAAUAUUUUUUUUUGAGGCGU
Messenger RNA from Pyricularia grisea, 1433 nucleotides. RefSeq lists its product as uncharacterized. The transcript has 2 exons. The coding region runs from base 358 to 1242 and encodes 294 amino acids. Lineage: Eukaryota; Fungi; Ascomycota; Sordariomycetes; Magnaporthales; Pyriculariaceae. The record is from RefSeq and is a predicted model, not a curated record.